This is a messenger RNA of Aspergillus welwitschiae, 325 nucleotides long. RefSeq lists its product as uncharacterized. The transcript has a single exon. The coding region runs from base 33 to 221 and encodes 62 amino acids. NCBI's taxonomy places the organism in Eukaryota, Fungi, Ascomycota, Eurotiomycetes, Eurotiales, Aspergillaceae. The record is from RefSeq and is a predicted model, not a curated record.
CCUCCUACUGUCGGUUUGCGCACAUCACCGCCAUGUGGAUGAUCUUCAUUCUUUCAGCGAGUCGAACGAUCGGGGCCCCCGGGGCGUAUCCACGUGAUGUCACUUGGUCUCUCAAUUUCCCCUCAGGGUUAGUGGAUGACACCUUGUCAUCAAUCAUAGUUUUUCCCCUUCAUGAACGAAGACGAGGACAAAACAGGCCCGUCCUCAGGCUCACGCGCUAACACUAGUAAUGAUCUAUUUUGGACCGGGCGCGGAUCUGAUCAAGAGCAGGAGGAUGUCGGUCAAUGCCGGAUUUACCGAAUGAGGGCAAGGUUGUCGCCUAGGC